AUGCUUAAUACGACUUUCGACGAAGGCGUGGCACUAAAGACCGUCGCCCUACCACUAUCACGAGACAAGCGACUCCAGAAACUAGUGUUUAUGCGUCCUUUGCGCCUCAUUGAGUCUCUAAUGGGAUCCAGUGCUGGAGCAAAGCAGGCAAUUCCGGCGGCAUCAGCGGGUCCAAAGGGAGGUACAAAUGCUGAAUCUCCAGCGGCCGAGGCGCCAACUGUCGAUUCACGAUUGCCAUAUCCGAAUUUUCGCGAACUGUUCACUUUGAAGAAUUACUGGAAAACGAUACGACGGAAUGACAAGGAUUGUGGGAAGAUGAUGCUUGCCAAGUGA
Molecule: messenger RNA, 333 nt
Organism: Strongylus vulgaris
Lineage: Eukaryota; Metazoa; Nematoda; Chromadorea; Rhabditida; Strongylidae
Source: the annotation of a GenBank genome assembly